Messenger RNA from Oxyura jamaicensis (ruddy duck), 675 nucleotides. RefSeq names its product THAP domain-containing protein 7-like. The record is from RefSeq and is a predicted model, not a curated record. The annotation marks the transcript as partial. Gene Ontology annotation, biological process: regulation of DNA-templated transcription. The transcript is spliced from 2 exons. Gene Ontology annotation, cellular component: nucleus. NCBI's taxonomy places the organism in Eukaryota, Metazoa, Chordata, Aves, Anseriformes, Anatidae.
CCCCCCCCCCCCGGCUGCAGCGGCUACCACCGCCUGAAGGAAGGGGCCGUCCCCACCGUCUUCGAGUCGACCUCCCCCAGACCCCCCCGGGCCACCAAACCCAAGCUGUCCCCGCCCGACAGCGACACCCCAAAGCCCCCCCGGGCCACCAAGAAGUGGAGGCAGGACCCCCCCACACCCCCACCGGACCCCCCCUUUUCCACCGACGUCUCCUGCUUCCCCCGAGAAGGCGAAGACCCUGGGGGCGUCCCGGCUCUUCCCGGCCCUUCGGGCGCACGGGGUCCCCUCCCGGAUACCCUUUUGGUGGCCACAGGGGACGAAGAAGCCACACGCACCCCCUCCCUCCCCGAAGGGGUCCCCCCGGCGCCCCCCCGGCCCGUUUCACCUUCUCUCUACAUGCUCCGACUGCCGCCGCCGGCCGGGGCGUACAUCCAGAGCGAGCACAGCUACCAGGUGGGCAGCGCCUUGCUCUGGAAACGCCGCGCCGAAGCCGCCCUGGACGCCCUGGACAAAGCCCAGCGGCAGCUCCAAGCUUGCAAACGUCGGGAGCAGAGGCUGAGGCUGCGGGUGGGCGAGCUGCAGCGGGAGCGACGGGUCCCCCUCGAGGGUCGGAGGGUCCCCAAGGAGCCCCCGCCGCAGGGCGCGGAGCCGCAGGUGGACGGCGGACGGUGAGGG